CUCCGCCGCAGGCGGUCGAUCCGCUCCAGUAGCCGCGAGGACCUUGGCGCCAGUGCGGGGACCAGGCGAGGGGCGCGCUGGGUAUACCUGGGCUCCCGGAAGCCCCACCAGGAGCCGCGGGUUUCGGCGCCGAGGUCGUUUCUCGGCCCCUUUUCCCGGAGACUUCAGAGGAAGUUGUGCAACCAGGAGCACUCGACCGCCGAGAGGUCCGUGGAGGAGAUCCUCGGCCCCGCGCUGUCUUGCUAGUCCUGAGGCUCCGAGCCACCUUUGCUCUUGGGCUGCGCCGCGCCGGCCCGGGGCAGCCACAGAACUGUCUAAAUCAUGGACAAACAAAGACCUCCAGGACAUGCAGGCUACCCAGCCCCACCAGCUGGCUUUCCUGUCCAACACCAGCCAAUGACCAAUCAACCAGGUGGACCUGCAGGAGUACCAUGGAUGACAGCACCACCACCUCCGUUGGACUGUCCACCUGGAUUGGAAUAUUUAACUCAGAUAGAUCAGAUACUGAUUCAUCAACAAGUUGAACUUCUGGAAGUCCUAAUAGGUUUUGAAACCAAUAACAAAUACGAAAUCAAGAACAGCUUUGGACAGAGGAUUUACGUUGCAGUGGAAGAUACUGAUUGCUGUACCCGAAACUGCUGUGGGUCGGACAGGCCUUCUACCAUUAAGAUUAUUGAUAACAUGGGCCGCGAAGUCAUCACGCUGGAGAGACCACUAAGGUGUAGCUCCUGUUGUUGCCCCUGCUGCCUUCAGGAGUUAGAAAUCCAAGCUCCUCCUGGUGUUCCAGUAGGUUAUAUUGUUCAGACCUGGCACCCCUGUCUGCCAAAGUUUACCGUUCAAAAUGAGAAAGGAGAGGAUGUGCUAAAAAUUAGUGGCCCAUGUGUUGUAUGUAGCUGCUGUGGAGAUGUUGAUUUUGAGAUUAAAUCUCUUGAUGAAGAAACUGUGGUUGGCAAAAUUUCAAAACACUGGAGUGGAGUUAUGAAAGAGGUGUUUACGGAUGUGGAUAACUUUGGGAUCCAAUUCCCUAUAGACCUGGAUGUUAAAAUGAAAGCUGUGAUGCUGGGCGCGUGUUUUCUCAUUGACUUCAUGUUUUUUGAAAGCGGCGGAGACAGGGAACAGAAACCAGGGGUGUGGUAGUGUAUUAAUGAGAGUUUUCUUGAAAAAUUUGAAGUCCGCAUAUUGGUUGGGAAUAUCCAAAUGGAAAACUCAAGGUGGUUUUUUUUCUUUCCUUAUUAAAAUGAUUUAUAAUGUGUGAAUUACACAGUAAUGCCUGUGACUUCAGUUAUAUGAUUUCUUUUCAAAUUAUAGAGUUUAUUUUCUAUAUUACUGGCUUAUAAAUGUCUUUAUACAUUUUCUUUGAAUGUUCAUUGUGUAUUUUUGAGAAAAGGCAUAUGUAUUUUUAAUUUAGAUAUGACACUUACAAAAAACUGCUUUGAAUUAGUCUGAUUUAUUUUCCAUUUUUUAUAGCACAGUUUAAUUAAAACUUUAUCAUUAAAAUAAUUUUAAUAUAAAGUACACUUUUUUAUUAAAUCAAGUUACAAUGUAGCUCAUAUGUAACAACUAAUAUUAUUUUGAAAACACUGUAUUUUCAAGAAAGUUAAAAAUGAAAGUUAAAAAUUAACAAUUUCCGAAGUUUCCUUUACCAUUAUAUUUGGGUAAUAUUCAAAAUGCAUAUUAGUCAGGAAAAGUAAAAUGUGUGCUUUUCAAUCUUCAGUAAAUCGCAAUAUAUUCAACUUCUCCUAUAAAUUAAUUCACUACUAUAAGCUUUUCAUACUGACCAGACAAUAAGUUCUCUUUGAACAAAGAAAGGCAUGAUUCUUCCCCAAAGAAGUGCACCUUUAAAAGACUCACUUGCUGGAAAACUGGGGUAUUGUGUUUUUGAAGUAAUUAUUUACACGUGGAAUGGUUACAGCCUGUAUUCCAUCAUUCCUAGAAUAUGGUAUUUACAAGAUUACCCAGGUAUUGAUUACCUAGAACAUAUAUAUGCCUUCACAGAAUAUCAACUUCAGUAACCACAUGACUGAAAUAAAAAAAGUGUUGAAUAUUUCCUUGCAUAUUUGAUUUUUGUUUUUAAACUGUGGCCAAUCAGUUCAGGUGGUGUUCUGAAUCCUGCACAUUUAGCUCCCCUUCCCUUUCAAAUCUCCGUUAAAAAGAGCAGUAGCAUAGAUACUGUUUAGUAAAAUUCGUAUCAGUGCUGGAAACUAGGCUGUCUACCUAUCAGACACUUAAAGGAAUUUUUACAUUUUGUAUGUAAGAUUGAGAGAGGGGAUGACCAACUCACAAUUCACCUCAUGCAAAGAAAAGUGUGCUUAGGAAGAGGGGGUGGGUGGAGAGCGACUCCCUUUCAUCUUCAACUCCAUCGACAGCCACUAUUCCUAAUGGUAUUAGCCACAGCAGAACACCACCACCACUAACUCCUAAUGGCAGAUGUGAUGGCAGAUGCUGGGGAGUUGCAAGAAAAGAGAAGCCUAGACAACCUUUCAGUAGUCUAAAUAAUUUACUGGGUGCCAGAUCCCUAUGAUGGGAUGUAACCAUGUGCUCACCCCCAGUUCAUACUUGUUACAGAGAACGUGCCAAAUAAAAUUACUUGAUACCUGAAUACUAGUGACGUUAGUUGUGCCAAUUAGAGAAGGGAGAACUUUCCAUGCUAGCCAUCGGGUGCCACAACCAACCCAGAAAUGAGGCUGAGAGGUAUUGAUAUUGUUUUGGGGACAGAUAUGUUUUACUUUCAUGUCCUACCUCUUUCCUUCUCGUAGGAUUCUGGAUCUAUGGUUAAACAAACUAAAAGUACGGCUGAUCUAGAUAAUUCCUUCCUCCUCCACCUGUGCAAGGAAGUUUGAGCAGAAGCCCACAGAAAAUCUGCAGAACUCUUUAAGUUCACAUACUAGACAGAUACCUUCUCAUUAAAUGUUUAUAAAGAAAAAUCAUCAAACAUAUAAAAAAUUGCCAGUUUAAAUGGGAACAAUUCCAGGGAUUACAACAAGUGUCUUAAUUUGAAAUCUAAUGAGAUUUGAGGGAAGGUUGCAUGUUUAUUUCUGGAACAGGCAGUGAAGGAGAAGGAACAUCCCGAUGUGGCAUAAUUUACCAUAUUUUUAUGCAAAUAACAUGCAUCUUCUACGUUUCUUUGGCAAACACACCCACGCCCCCAUGAGGUAUUUUCAUAAGUGCCACUAUGCCAGUUUUGUUGCUAUAAAAAAUUAGCAUGAUACUUUUACAAAAAUACCUUGCAGGGGUGGAGGGGAGAGCGUGUGGUUGGCAAACAAACAUAGAAAGUUCGAAUUAUUUGCGUAAAAAUACACGAGUAGGGUUGAAGAGUAUGAUGACCACAUUUUAAAGUAUGAUGGGAGUAAUAGUAGAUUGCAUAAAGUAGAAAGCUAACACAAGUAAGACAGAUUUUAGAAAUAUUUCCAGAAAUCAGAUAAACACAAAAUAUAGAGAGAAAAGUUGAGACCUGAGCAACAGAUAGAAUUUAUGCACAGUAUGAUUUUCAGAAGCAGAAACCAGAUGGAGGGCAAAGAAAAAUAAAAUUUAUUUGCCAUCAAGCUAGUGUGUAGCUUCUAGAAGAAUCAGUGUACUACAUACCAGAAAAAAGUAAUGCAAAUAACCUGUGGUUAUUAAUAAAACAAUUCCUGCAUGCCUUCAAUGUGGCAGACAUUGUUAGGCUAUAGCAGAAGGGUUUCUGUGGCCUAACUUACGUGAUAUACCCACAGUCUGCUUCAUAUUUUCCUAUCGCAUCAACAGAGUAUAAUCAAAUUCUGCACUUUUUAAUAGCAGGCAUAUAAAAAGAACCAAAGGAUGUGAAACACAAAUGUAAAUCCUAUUAAGGUAUUUAUGGUAUUUUGCCAUGCCCGUCUUUGAUGCCAACUCAUAGCGA
Messenger RNA from Trichechus manatus latirostris (Florida manatee), 3874 nucleotides. Its product is annotated as phospholipid scramblase 1. Gene Ontology annotation, molecular function: phospholipid scramblase activity. The coding region runs from base 322 to 1137 and encodes 271 amino acids. Lineage: Eukaryota; Metazoa; Chordata; Mammalia; Sirenia; Trichechidae. The record is from RefSeq and is a predicted model, not a curated record. Gene Ontology annotation, cellular component: plasma membrane. The transcript has 8 exons. Gene Ontology annotation, biological process: plasma membrane phospholipid scrambling.